AUGUGGAAGACGCCAUAUUCGAGACUGGUGUGAAAAACGUUUUCUCGAUGAGAGAAAUAGAUUUCAUGCCAGAUUUGGUAAUAGCCAGAUUUGUAGCGGAAAGAAACUUGGUGUCAGGUUACAGCAAACGGACGUUACCAGUUGCAGAUUCUUCCAAAGCUGAAGGUAACUUGACAUUAGAGUUGAUCACUCAUCGCUUUGUGGGCCAAAACCCUUCAGAGCGAGUAUCCUUAGAUAUGUGGAUGCCAACCAUGGACUUUCUGUAUAAAGCUAAUCUGUACCCUGACAAGAUCUCAAACCUCAUGGGGAAGCAUAUCACGAUGACAACAAUGCACUACCCACCACUAACUGUCAUUGACGAAAACGCAGACCCUCCGAUUUACGACGGACUUGAGCUACGUUUCAUAUACGAGUGGGCGCGGGCGGUCAACUUCACCUGGAGCAUCGUGUAUGAUGGCGGAUGGUGGGGCGACGUAUGGCCCAAUGGUAGUGGAGACGGUCUCUGCGGACUGGUAUCUUCGGACAUCGCAGAUGUCGGAUUUUCAGCCAUCUACCUUUGGGAUAACGCACAUCUUUUUCUUGAUUUCAGUUCGAUCUACUUCGGAUCUUCCCUUACAGUCGUGACUCCAAGACCGAAACUGCUGCCAGGGUGGAUGGUUCCAAUUCACCCAUUCAACCCCGACAUGUGGUACGCAGUUGGAAUGUCCGUCAUUGGGUGCACACUAGCGCUCUAUAUAACAUCCAAAACUUCGAUGAGACUAUUGGGGAGAGGAACACGAAAUAACGUUGUUAACCUGUACUCCACCUGGGUGGAGUGUGCUUUCCGCACCAUGGGCUUGCUGGUGCUGCAAGUACCACCGGACGAGCGGGACUUCAGCACUCCCCGGCAUGUGCCAAUGCGCCAUCUUGUCACUUGGCUCAUACUCUUCUACUUUGUGGUCACCACGGCUUAUUGUGGUGGCCUUGCAACUGUCCUCACUUUGCCAAGGUACGAAAAGCCGAUUGAAUCAGUCAGCGAUUUAGCUGAUCACAACUUGAUCUGGGGAGGCAUGGAUGAUGCUUUCACAUUCAUCAUGAGAGGCUCUUCAGAUCCAAAAAUGCAGACUGUAGUAAGAAAUUUCCGUCUUGAGAGCGAAGAAUAUCUUACCGCCAGGGCAAAAGUUGGAGAUAUGGGCUUUGUGAUUGAAAGAAUGCUUGGAGGUCACUUUUAUAUGCCAUCCUUUGUAAAUGAAGAAACGAUGCAACGUCUGCGCGUGAUGAAAGGGAAUUUGUAUUUUUCACACACUGUCUACGUACUUCGCAAAGGAUCGCCCCUUGAAACGUCCAUCAAUAACAUGAUACAGUGGGUCCGAGAUGCUGGAUUGUUUGUGUUCUGGGAGGGUCUGACAGUGAGAAAUUACAUGUCUUCCCCACGCCAACAUUCAGUCAUCAACAGUCGUAAUGAGGAGGACAUGGGUCCUACAAAACUCCUUCUUCAACACGUCUCUGGUGCAUUCUACAUGUUGGGAUUUGGUCUGGCUGUAAGUCUGGUGAUUCUCAUUUUCGAACUUGUAAGAUUCAAGUUUCGGCAAAUAGUUGAAAAGUGAUUAAAUAAAAUUAGGUACAUACAACAUAAGAACGUGUGAGGAAUCUCGACACAAUCUUGGUGGAGCUUAUUUCUGAUAUGGUAUUUCAACAUGUAUUAUAAACACGCAUAUAAAAGAACAGUUUUUGUUGCUUUGCAUUUGUUCAAAAGACUUCGUCAGUCUAUUAAAAACAAUAGAAUGUCCACACA
Molecule: messenger RNA, 1774 nt
Organism: Zootermopsis nevadensis
Lineage: Eukaryota; Metazoa; Arthropoda; Insecta; Blattodea; Termopsidae
Source: RefSeq, a predicted model, not a curated record